ACACUUCAUGUCAUCAUGUUGUGUUGCAACGAGCUAGUUUUGAAAGAGUUAACGAAGCUGCGGCUUCAAGUAUUGUGUUUUUAACGUGCUUCGGUUAGCAGUGACGUUGUGCUGAGGUUAUAUAUGUUUGCUAACUCCGGUUAUCCGUAGUGUAAAUAGUCCCAAUCUUUACGUAUUGAGCAGUUCAAUGUCAGAGCCAGGUUAUAUGAGCUAUAUUAAAUAUUUAAUUAGGGAAACGUUACGCCCCCCUGGAGAGACAGUUGGCACUAGUGAGUCCCACAUCUGGACGUCCUGUUGGUUAACUUUUACGACCAAUAUCGUAACCACGGUUUUUAGGGUUUAAAUAAAACUCAGUCUGAUUUACCUGCUUCCCCUGAACUGGUAAAGUUAGCUGCAUCGUCGCCACCAUCCGCUUCAUCUCUGGACCAGACAGGAAGUUUAAUUUAUUCAGUGAACGCAGCGGAGCCAUGAGGAAUGUAUGGGGCAAAGCGUGCAUGUUCGGUUCGCUGUCCGCAGCUUUUGGCUCAAUGCUGUGGUCGCAACAGAAGACUGAACCAGAUCAGGUUGCUUCCGUUUGCCCUCCUGAUGACACAAACCCCGACUCUCUCUACGAACUCAAACUGGUCCAAGUGCUGUUCCGACACGGUGCUCGAACGCCGCUGAGAUCAAUACCUGACGUGAUGGAGGCCCAGUGGGUGCCAACGCUCUUGGACCCGCCACCACACACCCACAUCAACUACGUAGUGACAGAUCUUCAGGGUGGCCCCAGACCCCCAGCUCCUGUAGAAGACAGCUAUCGGAAAAGCUUGCUGAGCGGUGGCACAUUCCCCGGUCAGCUGACCACAGUGGGCAUGCAGCAGCUGUAUGAGCUGGGCAAGAGGCUAAGGAGGAGAUACAUUGAGGAGAGAAACUUCCUCAACGCCACCUUUAGCCCAGCUGAGGUCUAUGUGCGCUCCACUAACAUCGUGAGGACCAUUGAAUCUGCCAAGUGCCUGAUAGCAGGGCUCUUCCAGCAAAAACAAAAAGAAAUUGUGCCAAUAUUAACAACGGAGGCAGAAUCGGAAAUCCUGUAUCCUAAUUAUCAUGGAUGCAAGCUGCUCAAAACCCUUGGCAGCCACCGCUGGGCAGAGUCGGCCGCUCUGCCAGACAUUGCAGCAGACCUGCAGAGCAUCCAGAGUGCAUUGGGGAUCGCUGCUCACCAGCGCAUCGACUUCAUCCUCAUUAGAGAUGACAUGGUUGCCAGAGAGACGCACGGCCUGCCCUGCCCACCAGCACUGGACACCUGGAGGAAUAAAGUGGAACAGAGAGCUGUGGACAUGAUCUGCCAUGUUUUCGAACCCAGCAAAAGGGAGAACUUGCAGCUGUGUGUAGGACCCCUCCUGCACACACUGGUAAACAACAUUGAGGAGAAACUACAGGGCACCUUAUCAGAGCCAAACAGAAAGCUGUUCUUGUACUCUGUACAUGACACCACACUGAUGCCCUGUCUGAUGGCUCUGGGGAUUUUUGACAUGAGAUGGCCACCGUAUGCCGCCGACAUCACUGUGGAGCUGCACCAAAAGAAGCAGACCAAUGAGACCUUCGUCAAAGUGUCAUACACAGGCCAGGAUCAACUUAUACCAGGUUGUAGUGGAGUCUACUGCCCUCUACAGGAGUUCAAACAGGCCGUGUCAGCCUACUCACUGAGCUCCCAACUCUACCAGUCAAUUUGUGACAGUACAGCAGGCUUGACCGAACCAUGAACCCUCAACAAACUUCCAGUGAACGCAGUGCUACCCAUGAGAUUACACUCUGACAGUAAACACACAUCAUGUUCUUUUUUUUUUUUUCCUCACGUCGCACCUCAUCCAGCCAGCAUAACUCAUUAUACCUCACUGGUGGACUACACUGGAGUUCAGCCUCUUAAGUUUUCAUCAGAUUUUUAAUUUCAUGAUUCGUCAUCUUCCUGUCACCAUGGCAGUCACGUUAAAUUCAGGUGAACUAAGUUAACAGUAAAUGUACAGCAACAAGUAUAUGUGCAGAAUGAUUUUGCUUUAUAGUGUAUGCCUGGUAACAAAUAUUUGGUGCGUUGGUGUGCAUUUGCAUGCAACACUUACAUCUUACUUGGCUUAUUUAUUAAAACUUGAGUUAAGUUUUUCCUUUCGUCAACAACCCAAGCAAAAACACAUCACAAAUGCCGUUUCAUUUUUAAGAAGUAAUUUCAUAAAACAGGUAGACGCCAGAUUAAGCAAAGUACUCCAACAGGAAUAAAUUAUGUAGUUGUUGGGGACUAUUUUCAACUGCGAACUGAUACAGCUUUGUGUGAGUGCACUUGUGGCUGCUUUAGGACAAUGUAUGGUAUGUGUGAUUAUGUUAAAAGAAAUGCCUGUUCAUUUUAAUGAAGGGACAUGUCACUCAGUGAAAUGGUGUGGCUUCUGUAUGUGUUUUUAAUCAUCCUUAAAGAAGAAUAGAGGUCUAUGGCACAGAAGAAUAUAUACCAUAUAGGGCCAACACAACAGAUGAUGCUUAAGACUAAAUACGUUUCUUAAUCUUUUUCUGACUUAGUGCCAAGACAAACAGAAUACUAUUGUCUCUUCCCUCCAAAAUAUUUGGAGAUUUUAAAGGCUGAACAAUGUGGCCUCAAUGCCUGUAUCUGAUUGCUGAUGCAAUUAUUUUACCAAGUUGGUUAAGCGCACAACCAUAUCUUACAUAUUCAGUUAUUUCAUUGCUCAGGGGACGUCUACAAAUUUCAUGUAAUGAAUCUAGUGUUUAUUAACAAAGGUGUGCAGAAAGUGGAUUGUUUUAUAACAUGAAUGUAUAGAUUUGGUUUGGAUUGGUGAGAUAAAUACAGAUUGUAAUCAGUGUUAAA
Stegastes partitus (bicolor damselfish) is the source of this 2848-nucleotide messenger RNA. RefSeq names its product acid phosphatase 6, lysophosphatidic (gene acp6). Gene Ontology annotation, biological process: dephosphorylation; lysobisphosphatidic acid metabolic process. The transcript is spliced from 11 exons. Gene Ontology annotation, cellular component: mitochondrion. Lineage: Eukaryota; Metazoa; Chordata; Actinopteri; Pomacentridae. The record is from RefSeq and is a predicted model, not a curated record. Gene Ontology annotation, molecular function: lysophosphatidic acid phosphatase activity. The coding region runs from base 468 to 1742 and encodes 424 amino acids.